This is a messenger RNA of Naegleria lovaniensis, 2736 nucleotides long. RefSeq lists its product as uncharacterized. Gene Ontology annotation, cellular component: cytoplasm. Lineage: Eukaryota; Heterolobosea; Eutetramitea; Acrasida; Naegleriidae. The transcript has a single exon. The coding region runs from base 1 to 2736 and encodes 911 amino acids. The record is from RefSeq and is a predicted model, not a curated record. Gene Ontology annotation, biological process: cellular response to heat. Gene Ontology annotation, molecular function: ATP hydrolysis activity; ATP binding.
AUGAAUCCCGACAAGUUCACCGAUAAAACAAAUCAAACCAUUUCCGACGCUUUUCAUCUCGCCAAAGAAAAUUCACACAUUUAUAUUUCUCCUCUUCAUGUUGCUUGCGUCAUUUUCGAUCCAGAUGAUUCUCAAUCUCUUGGAAAUUUAGUUUGUAAGAAAUUAAGCAGCACCAGCGGCGUAGGAGGAACAGCUACCAAGGGAGCCAGUGCCACUCCACUCAAUAUUGACUGUGCUAAAAUUCAAAAAGAACUCAAGUCGAGUAUGCAAACUAAAAUUGCUUCUCAAUCACCACCAGUGCAAGAUUUAGCACCCAAUAGAAGAUUAGUGACAGUACUACAGAAUGCCGAUACCAUCAGAGAACAAUUAGGUGACCAUUUGUUAGCUGUCGACCAUGUAUUAUUGGCUCUCAUGGAUGAUACUGAUGUCAAUAGUGCCAUUUCUAAAGCUACCGGUAAUGCCUUAACUAAAACCGUGCUAAAAGAUGUACUUUCUCAGAUUAGAGGUGGAAAGAAGGUCGAAUCCAAACAAGCAGAAUCCGGCUAUGAUGCAUUGAAUCGAUAUGGUUUGGAUUUGGUCGAACGAGCACGAGAAGGUAAAUUGGAUCCAGUGGUUGGAAGAGACAAGGAAAUUGCUAGAACCAUUCGAAUUCUAUCGAGAAGAACCAAGAACAAUCCAGUCUUGUUAGGUCCUCCUGGUGUUGGUAAAACAGCCAUCGUGGAGGGUAUCGCAAUGAGAAUUGCUAAAGGUGACAUUCCUCAAAAUUUGAAAUGCAAACUAUUUGCCAUAGAUUUAGCCUCAAUGAUUAGUGGCAGUAAAUACAGAGGUGAAUUAGAAGAACGAGUGAAAGCUCUCUUAAAAGAGGUUGAAGAAAAUCACAAUGAUAUCAUUCUCUUCAUUGACGAAAUUCACACCAUUGUUGGAGCUGGUGCCACAGGAGAAGGCAGCAUGGAUAUUGCCAACAUGAUCAAACCCUUAUUGGCACGUGGAAUGUUGAGAUUAAUUGGUGCUACCACACUUGGUGAAUACAAGAAGUAUAUUGAAAAGGAUGCUGCUUUUGAGCGUCGAUUCCAACCUGUAUUCGUUGAAGAACCAUCUGUGCAAGAAACCAUUUCCAUAUUGAGAGGUUUGAAAGAUCGUUAUGAAGCUCAUCAUGGUGUUCGUAUUUUGGAUGCUGCAUUGGUGCAGGCAGCUCGUCUCUCUUCUCGUUACAUUUCAGGAAGAUUUAAUCCAGAUAAGAGUAUUGAUUUGAUUGAUGAAGCAUGUUCCUCCAUUCGUGUGCAAUUAGAUAGCAGACCUGAAGCCAUUGAUACCUUAGAACGAAGAAAAUUACAACUUGAAGUAGAAGCUACUGCCUUAGAAAAGGAAAAGAACUUUGAAGAUGAAAAGACCAAACAACGAUUAGAAGAAGUCAAACGAGAAAUAUCCAAAAUUGAUGAAGAAUUGAAACCACUGAUUUUAAAGUUUGAAGCUGAACGAUCUCUUGUGAAUGAAUUGAGAGAAAAGAAUCAAAAACUUGAGAGAUUGAAAGCCAAAAUGGUGGAUGCAGAGGCACGUUACGAUCUCGCUUUGGCUUCUGAUUUGAAAUAUGGUGCCAUUCCUGAAUUGGAAGAAUCCAUCAAACAACUCAAGAAACGAAUUGAACAACAAGAAGAAGAAGAUGUGAAAACUGGAGGUGGAAACAAACUUGUGAGUGAUAUUGUAGGUCCAGAACAAAUCAAUGAAGUGGUUUCAAGAUGGACUGGAAUUCCUGUUGAAAAACUCAAUGAAACUGAGAAGGAUAAAAUCCUUAAACUUGAAGAUCGUUUGAAAAAGAGAGUCAUUGGUCAAGACGAAGCCAUUGCAUCUCUCUCUGAAGCUAUCAUUCGAUCGAGAAGUGGAUUAAGCGAUCCCAAUAAGCCCAUUGGAUCCUUCUUAUUCUGUGGUAUGACAGGUACUGGUAAAACUCAACUUGCAAAGGCCAUUGCCAAAGAAUUAUUCGAUGAUGAGAAACACAUGAUUCGUAUUGAUAUGAGUGAAUACAUGGAAGAACAUUCAGUUUCGAAACUCAUUGGAGCUCCUCCAGGUUAUGUUGGUUACGAUCGCGAUUCACAAUUGACAGAGCCUGUCCGAAGAAGACCAUACACAGUGGUACUAUUCGAUGAAGUUGAAAAAGCUCAUCCACGUGUAUUGAAUGUUCUUCUUCAGCUACUCGAUGAAGGAAGAUUAACAGAUUCUCAAGGAAGAACAGUGGAUUUCAAGAAUACUGUGAUCAUUCUCACCUCCAAUAUUGGAUCUCAUCUCUUCCUGAAUAUGAAUGAAAGUAACAGACAACAAGUGAAGAAGCAAGUGAUGGAUCUCAUCAAAAAACACUUCUCACCAGAGUUCUUGAAUCGUUUGGAUGACAUUUUGUUCUUCUCUCCUCUCACUCAAAAACACUUGAUGGAUGUUGUGAGAUUGCAAUUGGAUAAAAUCACAGAAAGACUUCAAGAAAGGGACAUUACCAUUGAUUUGAGAGAUUCUGCAUGUGAAUUAAUUGUUAAGGAAGCAUAUGAUCCAAGCUAUGGUGCUCGACCAAUGCAAAGAUAUAUUCAGAAAUUUAUUGUGACCGAGUUGAGCAAGUUAAUGUUGAAGGGUGAAUUGAAAGAUGGUAAUCAUGUCAUUGUUCAAGGUGUCGAUGGAACAUUUAGAUUCACCGUAUUGCCAGAUCGAUCUGGUGAGGAUGGAGUAAGUAGAAAUAAGAAGUCUAAACUGUAA